This is a messenger RNA of Dipodomys ordii (Ord's kangaroo rat), 1415 nucleotides long. It is a transcript of the gene Znf683, whose product is annotated as zinc finger protein 683. Gene Ontology annotation, molecular function: RNA polymerase II cis-regulatory region sequence-specific DNA binding; DNA-binding transcription factor activity; histone deacetylase binding. The record is from RefSeq and is a predicted model, not a curated record. Gene Ontology annotation, biological process: regulation of transcription by RNA polymerase II; cell fate commitment. Gene Ontology annotation, cellular component: nucleus; cytoplasm. NCBI's taxonomy places the organism in Eukaryota, Metazoa, Chordata, Mammalia, Rodentia, Heteromyidae.
UUCCUCCCCCAGCUAGAGAAGGCUGCUGUGCAGCCAGAGAAGAUCUCAGCACAGGCCACCUUCAGACCAAGAUAGGGAAACUGAGGCCAACCGGGAAAGUGACCUGCUCGUGGUCACACAGCAUGUUAGUAGGAGAGCAAGUCCAAGAACCCCAGCUCUUCCCUGGAGGAUCUUCACAGCUCACCUUGAUGCAUACAUCUUCUCAGCAAGCCCUGGAUCCAAUCCUGUGCUCUCUGCAGCCAGCACCACUGGGUGCAACCCAGAAGGAUCUCCCAGAGGAUGCCUCAGGCAUGAUGUACCAGCUGCCAGCGCGGCAUGCCAGCCCCAGCGAUAAUGACAAACGCACAGCCAAGCACUCUCCAAGCAGGGACAAGAUGGAGAGCCAGGAGGAAAGAGCAAGCCACGGAGCCCCCUGCCCCUCCUUCCCUCCUCACAACAACCGCUCCCCAGCCCCCAGGCUGAAAAGAGGGACCCUUAGCCCUUUGGCUUUCUGUUCCUGUCCCCCUCCAACCCCUAUCUCCAAGGAGCUCCCAUUUCACCUCCAUCAUUUCUAUCCUGAGUACCCACUUCUCUUGCCUCCACGAUACCUGCCCACCCACAGGCCUCUAUCUGCUGUCCAACAUCCCUACAUCUUCCUGGUGCCCAAAGACACCCCCUACCCCACCACAGCUGCACUCAGCUUGCUGAUGACAACCAAUGAGCCGGGGCAUCACAGUGCUCUGGGGGAGACCCUGCUUCUCUACCCAGGGGCCUUCCAAGCCUCUGGCCAGGCCCCGCCCUCACAGGCUGGGUAUCUAGGCUUCAGAGCUUUCCCUACCAACCCAGGGCUCGCACAAGCUGGCCUGGUGGCUGCAGGAAAGCAAGCCCCACCACCUGCCCGGGCCGGCACCACAGCCCUUCCUUACCCACUGAAGAAAAAGAAUGGCAAAAUCCUGUACGAGUGCAAUGUGUGUAGCAAGAGCUUCGGACAGCUCUCCAACCUCAAGGUCCACCUGCGCGUGCACAGCGGGGAGCGUCCAUUCCAGUGUGCCCUGUGUCAGAAGAGCUUCACCCAGCUGGCUCACUUGCAGAAGCACCACUUGGUGCACACUGGGGAGCGGCCCCACCAAUGCCUGAUGUGCCACAAGCGAUUCAGCAGCUCCAGCAACCUCAAGACCCACCUGUGCCUGCACUGGAGGACCCAGCGUUUCCAGGGCGGCUUCUGCCCACAUCGCUUUACCCAGCAUAAUCAGCUGACGGUGCACCAUCAGCCGCAUGUAGCGCGGCUAGCACAAACCCACCUGUCCCUGGAGUCUCUCGCCCAGUGGGACCAGGGAGCACUAGAUCUUGUGGUAGCACCGUCAGAGCAGCAGCUGGGCUGGCAUGUGGACAAGGUCCAGAUGUCCUCUGUGUCUCAGGGAAAACAGCUAGCCUGA